Molecule: messenger RNA, 1537 nt
Organism: Cimex lectularius (bed bug)
Lineage: Eukaryota; Metazoa; Arthropoda; Insecta; Hemiptera; Cimicidae
Gene: Unc-76
Product: fasciculation and elongation protein zeta-2
Exons: 8
Coding region: 98-1267 (389 amino acids)
Cellular component (GO): cytoplasm; axon
Source: RefSeq, a predicted model, not a curated record
ACUCCUGUCUAGUCGAAGUGGUAAACGGCGAGUGGGGAAGGGGAUCCCGAAGCGGGGCAGAAGCGCAGUCGCCAGUCACUAGUCAGUGGAGUACAGGAUGCGGGACGGUACAGCCAAAAUGGCCGAGCUCCAAUUCGAGGCCCCGCUCGCAAGGCUCGAGGAAGCCGAAGACUGGGGCCAGGUGCCCGAAAUGAAGCAGGAGCCGCAGGUGAGAAGCGCCUCCCAGACGGAGGAGGACCUCAACUCGAAUAACGUCGGGGGCGGAACCGGCCCAGAGACGGACAACAGGGCACCCCUCCUGAAGCAGUGCCUAUGCUCUGUCGAGACCAACAACCCCUCCGACGCGGACAAUUUCACGGAAACUUUCUCCGGGAGUCUCGAAGAUCUCGUCAACACCUUCGACGACAAGAUCACCAGGUGUUUCUGCAAUUACGACGAAUCCGUCGAAAAACUGGCACCCGUUCAAGUCAGGACGCAGGAAGAGAUAAUGAAUGAAUGCCAAAUGUGGUGGACAAUUACUGGUAAUUUUGGCAAUAUUUUACCAAUUGACUGGUCAAAAUCUUAUGCAAGGAAGUUGCACAUGCCAGCUCUAAAUCUCAAUGAAAACAAGGACAAAAUGAUUGAUGAUGGAGAAUUAAGCAGUGAAGAUGAGGCUGUUGCUAGUGAUCUUGACAUGCAUUCCCUUAUCCUCUCAGGUUUUACACAAGAUACAGAACCUGUAAAAACUGCAGAUGAAGUGAUACGUGAAAUAGAUGAUAUCAUGGAGGAAACAUCUAGUGAUUGCACUCCUGAUGCUGAAACAGCUGAGGAAUCUUUGCAGAGGAAAGCUAAGCAAGUCUUGCACUCACCACUUUACCAUGAUAAACUAAAAACUCUUACUGUGUCACAACUCAAUGAACUCUUUAUGGAACUUGAACUUUUAAUAAGAGAUUAUUCUGAAACUUUGAUAUCAGAACUUGCUCUAAGAGAUGAACUGGAAUAUGAAAAAGAAUUAAAAAAUUCUUUCAUUUCACUCUUGCUGGCUGUGCAAAACAGAAGGCGACAACAUCAUGUUGAAAAGAAGAAAUCAAAAUUGCCAGGAAACAGGCAAUCAAUUUCUGAUUCAAAGUAUCUCACGACUGUCAUUCCAUACCACAUGGACACUGGUCCGUUGGAUAAUCAUGCUUUACAAGUAUUGAUCAAGAUUUUGAAAGCUAUUAAUGAAGAUAGUCCCACUGUCCCUACCUUAUUGACAGAUUAUAUCUUAAAAGUUCUUUGCCCAACAUAGAUGAUUUUUCAACCAGAAGGUGCAUAUUCUUCAUUCAGGAGUUGCUAGUAGAUACCUUCAAAGGUAUACUUUUAAGAUCUAUAAUUAAAAAAAAAAAAAAAUCAAAAACAUACUUGUAUUACAUUAUAAUUAUUUGCCUGUGAUUUCACUUUGCAAGUCCAUAAGAAAAAUUAAAGAAAAGGUGGACACUGUAAAAACAAGAGAAAAACUAAACAUCAUCAUUAUAGGAAACCUAAUUAAAAGAGGAGGAUGGAAAAAUAACUUACUGUA